GGGGAGGCUGCGGGAGAGCCGGCAGCGCUGGGCAGAGCACGCCGGCCCCAGCCCCGGCCCCGGCCCCGGCCCGAGCAGCCGCCGCCCGCCAUGGGCACCGCGCCCCCCAGUGGGUCUGUGAAGGCAGGGAAGAUGCCAGAAGGGGAGAAAAUGGGACAAUGUAAGCGAGAAGAGGAGCAGCAACAGAAAGAGAAGCGGGAGGGUCUCAUCGAAUUCUACAGUUCCUACCAGGAGCUAUUCCAGUUCUUCUGCAGCAACACAACCAUCCACGGGGCUAUCCGCCUGGUGUGCUCCAAAAAGAAUAAGAUGAAGACAGCCUUCUGGUCCGUCCUCUUCUUCCUCACCUUCGGCUUAAUGUACUGGCAGUUCGGGAUCCUCUACAGGGACUACUUCAGCUACCCUGUCAACCUCAACCUCAACCUGAACUCGGACCGGCUGACUUUCCCGGCCGUGACGCUGUGCACCCUCAAUCCGUACAGAUACAGCGCCAUCCGAAAGCAGCUGGAUAAGCUGGACGAAAUCACCCACCAGACACUGCUAGACCUCUAUGACUACAACAUGUCUCUGCCACAAAGAGACUGGUCCACAUCAUCCUCACAAAGGCGUAGCUCAAGGAGCCUGCUCCAUCACAUCCAGCGCCAUCCUCUGCGGAGGCAGAAGCGGGACAAAGUCAACCUGCCAGAGAACAGCCCCUCAGUGGACAAGAAUGACUGGAAAAUUGGCUUUGUUCUGUGCAAUGAAAACAACGACUGUUUCCACCAGGCGUACUCCUCGGGAGUGGACGCCGUGCGGGAAUGGUACAGCUUCCACUACAUCAAUAUCCUGGCGCAGGUGCCUGAUGCAAAAGCCCUGGAUGAGUCUGACUUUGAGAAUUUCAUCUAUGCUUGCCGCUUCAACGAGGCAACGUGUGACAAGGCGAACUACACCCACUUCCACCAUCCCUUGUAUGGCAACUGCUAUACGUUUAAUGACAACAGCAGCAGCGUGUGGACAUCCUCCUUGCCUGGGAUCAAUAAUGGUCUCUCUCUGGUGGUGCGCACCGAGCAGAACGAUUUCAUCCCUCUGCUGUCCACAGUGACAGGAGCCAGGGUCAUGGUCCAUGAUCAGAAUGAGCCAGCCUUCAUGGAUGAUGGGGGCUUCAAUGUUCGUCCUGGCAUCGAGACCUCCAUCAGCAUGAGAAAGGAGAUGACCGAGCGCCUUGGGGGCAGUUACAGUGACUGCACAGAGGAUGGCAGUGACGUGCCAGUGCAAAACCUGUUCUCAUCCCGCUACACCGAGCAGGUCUGCAUUCGCUCCUGCUUCCAGCUCAACGUGGUAGAGCGCUGUGGCUGUGCAUAUUACUUCUAUCCCUUGCCCAAGGGAGCAGAGUACUGUGACUACACGAAGCACAAGGCCUGGGGCUACUGCUAUUACAAACUCCUGGCUGAAUUCAAAGCUGACGUGUUGGGCUGUUUCCACAAGUGUCGGAAACCUUGCAAAAUGACAGAAUACAAGCUGUCAGCUGGAUACUCCCGCUGGCCUUCUGCUGUCUCAGAGGACUGGGUUUUCUACAUGCUAUCACAACAGAACAAAUACAAUAUCACAUCCAAGAGGAACGGAGUUGCCAAAGUGAAUAUCUUUUUUAAGGAGUGGAACUACAAGACCAAUGGGGAGUCUCCAGCCUUCACGGUUGUGACUCUGCUGUCCCAGCUUGGGAACCAGUGGAGUCUCUGGUUUGGAUCCUCUGUCCUGUCUGUGAUGGAGCUUGCAGAGCUGGUUCUGGAUUUCAUUGCCAUCACCUUUAUCCUGGGUUUCCGCUGGUUCCGCUCCCAGCAGAAGCUGCCUGUGGCAGUGCCCCCCCUGAACAGCCAGGAUAACGCUGCUUUCCAAGACGAGGCACCGGCGCUCCGUGCUCCUCAUCGCUUCACCGUGGAGGCUGUAGUGACCACGCUGCCCUCCUACAACAGCCUGGAGCCACGUGGGCCAAGCAGGGAUGGGGAGGAGGGACACGAGUGAGGCAGCAGCUUCUUGCACUGUUCCACUGGUGGCUGGCAGCUGGAGCAGAGGCUGCACUCUUUGUCUGCGGGGCCUGCGUUUCCUUCUUUGUGGGGUGCUGCACAUGGACCACAGCAAAAGACUGCUCCAUGGCUGGCCUGGGCUUGUUGCUUUCACUUCUGUAGGCACAUUCUUCAGUCUCAUAAAAUACUAUUGCUGUGGGAUCACCAGGGAUGAGAGUUGAUCUAGUGUAUGUGUGGGGGAGAUGUCCUCCAGAUUUCCUUAUGCUCUGUGCAUGUGCACACCUACAUGUGCAGGCAUGCUUUCCUUUCCCUCCAACAAGGAUGCUGCCACAGUUCUGGUUUGUCAUUAAUUAAAGA
Molecule: messenger RNA, 2354 nt
Organism: Camarhynchus parvulus
Lineage: Eukaryota; Metazoa; Chordata; Aves; Passeriformes; Thraupidae
Gene: SCNN1A
Product: sodium channel epithelial 1 alpha subunit
Exons: 13
Coding region: 91-1995 (634 amino acids)
Biological process (GO): sodium ion transmembrane transport
Cellular component (GO): membrane
Molecular function (GO): ligand-gated sodium channel activity
Source: RefSeq, a predicted model, not a curated record